Molecule: messenger RNA, 4134 nt
Organism: Symbiodinium sp. CCMP2592
Lineage: Eukaryota; Dinophyceae; Suessiales; Symbiodiniaceae
Source: the annotation of a GenBank genome assembly
AUGGCGGUCGUGCGUGAAGCAGAGGCAGCCGGAGAAAGGGACGUUCGCGAAGCAGAGGCCGCGGCGGAAAGGGCGGGCCAGAGAGAGGCCGUGCUGCGGGAGAGGGUGGUUCGGGCGAUCGUUCUGCCCUGUAACCCUCACGGGUCCUUCAAGGGGGAGGUGUAUCAGUACACCACCCCCGUCGCUGCUCGCGACGGCCACUCGAGACCUGGUUUCUUCUUCUGGGUCUUCCGAUGGAUGAUCGAUUUCCUGGGCGGUGUGGGGAUCGCCAACAUGGCCGGUCGCUCGCGGGAGCCGAUAGCCAAUCGCACCGCAGCAGUCAUUUUUGAUGGCCUUUCGUCGUCUGAUGAGGAAGUGCAGAAGAUGGGCGAGGAGGCGAAGGAGGAGGACCAGGAGGCCAUCCCCUUGCCGGUCGCGGACGACCACUUGACGUCCUCCAGCAUGAUGGCAAAGCAGGUUGCCGUCAGUGCCAGGAAGCGGAAGGCCGUCGCCAACGACGAGGAUGUUCGCGAGGACGUUGGGGACCGAGAGGCGGAGGAGGAGGAGGAGGAGGAGGAGGAGGAGGAGGAGCCGCUCAGCAGGGGCGACUUUAGCCUGUCGUCUUUCGCUUGCAUCUGUUGGCUAGGCCAGCUUAUGGCGAAGGGCCCUCGUGCGAAUGCGAAAUGGAAUCUGGAGCCGAAUGAUAUCAAGGCCCGUGCAGAGGGCAUUCUGCAAGGGAUGCGAGACACCUUCUGGCAGGACGUUCGAAAAGGCUGCUUUCAGGUCGUGCGGGGCGAGGUGUCGGUCCAGUCUCUCGUCAAGGAGCACGGCCAGAUCGCAGCGAAGAUCUUCAACAAGCAGGAGCAGGUUGAGGUGGUGGAAUCCUUGAGAAUCCUGCAAGCUGAUGCCGUUCGCAGGAGCUUGAGUCAGGACCGGCGGAGGGCCGCAGAGAAGCUGUUCGCUCGUUUCGUCCGGUCUCUCGCAGAGAGCAUCGACGACACUGUCGGCAAACCGCUCUGGACGGAAGCCAUUUUGGAUGCGGGUGGACAGGCAGGCCCAUCGAUCGCUGCGGCUCUCGUGGCUCAGAGCCAUUUCGCCUCGGGCUCGGGGGCGGCCGAGAGGAAACGACCCUCGAAGUUCCUUGAGGCCGAGCGUUUGUCCUACGUCGCUGCUGGUCGCUCGGUUUUGGCACAGGCUCCCGUUCUCAGCGUCGUCGCUGAUGCCGUCCACGUGGGACAGGAGGACUGGCUGAACGUUUUCCUCUGCGACACAAGCGAGGACGUGAAGAAAGGGACGGCCAUCACGUCGGACGACUGGACGGACAUGUGGCAGGGCCGCAUCACGAAGUUCUUCAAGAAGGCCGGCUCCAAAGGUCGCUCGGCAGCGAAGACCACAGGCGGCUACAAGGAGCCGGAGAGGCUGGCCACUCAGGAGUGGCUCCGAGACAUGUCCCACAGCCUCGCGGUCGUUGGCUGGGGCUUUUCGUCCUUCCGACGGACGAGCGAGGCAGGCCGGCCGAGGGUCUUGAUCCUCUGCACGGAUCAGGAGGCCACUCAGUUGGCGGCCGUGAACUACUUGAAGUUCGGCCGUUCGCUGUUCGUGGAGCACGUCAACGACCCGGCUCACCGUUCCCACAACGACGUGAACCUCGCGAUGGCGGCGGCCGGUCUGCUGACGUUCGGCCUCGUGUCCAUCGGCCUCUACAACGUUCGCUACGGCCCAUGGAACAAGGGCACGUGGUUCGGCAAGUCGUUCGAUGAGCCCUUCGGAUCCGUUGCUGCUGACUUCUUUCCGGACAUUCUGGAGGACCAAGGCCGUUCGCAAGAGGACAACAACGAGGCCGAGCGACGUGCUUUUCUGGAGAGCCUGCCAAACAGGUCGUUCGUGAGAAGCAAGGGCAGCAAGGCCUCGCAGUCUCGCUUCAACAGUCUCUCGCAGGCCCAUGCGGAGCUCGACGGCGACUGGUCGGCCUUUUGCCUCGUGCUGGUCGCUCUCUGCGUGGCCGAGGGCUGGUGCACGACGGCGUCCCAGUUGUGGUCGCCCUCCGCUGGCAUGGCCGAGACGACGACGGCCGCCACGACCAGGGCAGCCGCCAAGUCGGCCGCUCGCAAGGCUCUGCAGCAGCAGAGGGGUCGUUCGGUGAACGUCUUGCACGGGAUGACGAUGUUCGCCUGCAACCAAGACAAUCGGUCGCUGGCCAGGUCCGUGUUUUUCGUGCUUCAACCGGAGAACGUUCGGUGCAGCACGAUGCUCGCAGACCUUCGGGCGGCCGAGGCCACCGUGAGCCAGUAUGCCAACUGGGCUCACUGGCAGUACAUGGAGGUCGCUCGCGAGCAUGUCGCCAAGCUGUCCAACCUGGCCGCUCUGAAGCGGAUCGGCCUUGACAUGUCCUUCGAGCUGCCAAAGGAGGAGGUUCGAGAGGACUCGCUGGCGUGGCAGGAUGCAGUCGCUCACAGAGUCGUUCGCCUGACACACCGUCUCUUGCGAUAUCGUUGCGGCAGCCAGCUGGGGUCCACGAACGGCUGGGGAGCGUCGGCCGGCUUGCUGCACGAGUCUGCCGCCCUUCGACAGUCCAGCCUUCGCUUUCUGGAAGAGGUGGAUCGCACGGUCAAGCGUGUGCAGGCCGAGGGGUCGUUGGAGGCGAAGCUCCUCUUGGACGGCCACUCUGCCACGGCGCCCGUGAUGGCCAUGUUGCUGUCCGAGUUGCGGGAGGCGUCGUUCGUGGAGGUUCCGCCGGGGACGUUCGAGUGGCUUCGCCGUUCGUGGAGCGGCCUGCUGAACUCGAAGCUCGCCGAGCAGCGGAAUGGCACUUCGAAGACGUUGGGUCGUUUGGAGGGCUGGCACGGUCUCUCGAGAAAGAAGCUCCUGGAGCAGUAUCACAGGAGAGAGGUGCCGAGCGGCCGGAUGGCGACCGUGCCCGCGAAGUUCGAGGCCGAUCCGUGGUUCGUGCGGCCUCAGCGGCUCCGGACGGAACCGGGCAGUUCGUCGGCCGCCGUUCGCGAGGAGCAGGAGGAGGGCCUCACGGACCAGACCUUCGAGGACGACCUUCUGAAGGGCGUUAGCCAAGCGAGGACGUGGGCCUCUCCCACACCUGAGUCGGAACAGGACAAGCUGGCUGGGUUCUCGCUGCUCACCAAGGUCGUUCGGCAGAACAUGGACUGGUCCUUCGUGGAGAAGGGAUGGUGGGCAGCCUUGGCUCCCGAGGGACAUGCCUUGCAGUUUCCGACUGGACCACCGUUGUACGUGGUUCGCAGCUACAAGCGAGUCGGAUGGGUGCACCUUUUCGACGAGGCCGUGGACGUUCUGGACUUGGCUGCGACCUCGCCACAACGUCUCGUGUCUCUCGGUGAGACCCGGGCCAUGGGAGUUGUCUUUCGGGUGCAGGCCCGAUGUUCCUUGCUUCAGCACCACGAGAAGUUCGGCUUCGCAGGCGUUCCGGAGUGGGGUCUGCGACGACUCGCAGAGGUGAAGGGAUGGCCGGCCGAAGCUGAGGAGACUGGCCACGAGGAGGACGACCACCUCGCCGUGGUCUGCCUCUUGUCUCUCCAGCCAACUCUGACGAAGGACGACGUGGUCAAUCGUCUCCUGUUUCGCCAGGACGUGGCCUCGUGGUCGGGCGAGUUUGGGGAGCUCGAUCUGACAGAGGUCGUGCGAGACACAAUGUUGGCGGCCGACCAGGACGUCGCCCUCCAACAACUUGCGAAGCGGAAAGCCGCUCGCGAGACUGCCGUGGAGAUCCGGAAGCGGGUCUCGCGGACUUUCGAGGCCGUCGCCAAGACCUUUGCCAGCCGACCCGAGUACAAAAAGGCAGCGGCAGCUCGAAAGGCCAAAGAGAAGCAGGCAUCGCAGCAGCAGAAGGACCAUGCCGCUGCGAUCAAGCGGUGCUAUGCCGCCCUCACCUCGGACAUCGACAAAGCCGUGAAGGUCGGCGUUCCCACAGCCGUCCGAGUGUAUCGGGACGACUACAACGGCCGCUGGCGUCUCACGUACAGGACUGUCUGGGCUCAGGUCACUCGCAGCAUUUCGUGGACUGCCGUGGGCAGUAGGAAUGCCGCAGCGGAAGCCGUUCGCCAAGGCUGGCAGUGGGCGGAGACUUUCGACGGCCUGCCGAUGCCGGAGGAGGCAGCAGGCCUGUUGCAGAAGUUGGCGGCUUGA